This is a messenger RNA of Lepisosteus oculatus (spotted gar), 6017 nucleotides long. It is a transcript of the gene kdm4c, whose product is annotated as lysine (K)-specific demethylase 4C. Gene Ontology annotation, biological process: chromatin remodeling; regulation of transcription by RNA polymerase II. Gene Ontology annotation, molecular function: histone H3K9 demethylase activity. The record is from RefSeq and is a predicted model, not a curated record. Lineage: Eukaryota; Metazoa; Chordata; Actinopteri; Semionotiformes; Lepisosteidae. Gene Ontology annotation, cellular component: nucleus; chromatin.
UUGCUUGUUUCCAGCUAUCCUUUUACACUAAAGGCAAAAAUGUCUGCCAAAUACUCAAAGUAUAUUCAUUUUAAUUCAUGUAGGAUACAGAGAACACUUUCCCAAUAUAAUUUCUGUUUAAUUUACCUUGCAUACAUACACCCUUUCUGGAGGCAGCUUUUUCUGAGCUUAUAAAUUCCAUCAUUGGUGAAGCAUCUAAGGGUAUAAAAAAUAGAACCAGAUAAUAAAGGACACAUAAACCAUGAAGUGAAGUGAACAUGAGGUCUCAUUUAAUGGAUUCUUGGGGUUUCAGAGCACAUUGCACAUGAUUCCCUCCUCAGUGUCUGGUCUGCUCUUUAAUCUCACUUUGAGCUGCAUGGGCUGAUUUACUGUCAUUUUAUUCAGAUACAGUAUUUAGCUAGCAUUUAUUACCUGCAGAAAAAGUGCUCUUCUGCAGCAAGGGGUGUUACUUGUUGGAUUAUAAAAUGUUCAGUUCCACAUGCUAUGUCAAAAUAAUUUUUGAUUUAACUCACUGAGUUUUAUGUAAAAUGAUUUUACAGUGAGACAAAUCUAAAGAAAAAAGACCAGAACAUUUGAUAUAUACUCUGUACAGCAUUACAUAAAAAUUAAAGUAGUACAUACCAGUGCAUUCUGUAGUGUCCCGUCUUGAGAACGGAUCACUGUAGGCGUAGUUUAGGCAUAAUGUAUUACUGUUAUUCUACCUCCAAUGGCUGAGAAUAUGUGUUUAAAAUGUUUGGACAUGCAGUCAUUUAUUUUCACAUUUGUAUGCUAAACUAUUAAUAACAAUGGAAACAAAUUUUGUAUAUUUUGCAAGGUUGGUAAAAAAUGUGUUUAGUACAUCAACGUAUCUGUAAGACAGGAAAUUCAGAGGUUUUCUAUAACAAAGGAGACCGAAAGAGGUUUAUGUUUUGAUAUUUUUCCUUAACAAAAAGUAACUGGUGUUUGGCGUGGUUGAGAUGGACUUUGAUUUUAAUUGAAUUUUUGUAACUCUAUAUUGUAUAUGCAUGCACCAUUGUUCAAUUAACCAAUUGCCCAUCAUGUGUUUACAAGUCAGCACAUUACAGCAUGUUUCUCAGAUGAUGUGUGGGUAUACAUUGAAUCAUGUGACUUGAUGGCUGUCUAAUGGAAUAUUUUAUCUCAGGAAAUAGCAAACAGAGCCCUAGCCUGUUUAAAAACAGGAGUACCAGGAUUCAGGAAAAGCACAUCAGAAGUCAAAAGAGUCAGUGUACUGGAGUAAAUUAAUAGCACGGUCAGAAACAUCACCCCAUGAGAGUGCACCUGCAGCAAGGACAUGGUAAAAAUUUCAAUGGAUCCCUUCGUGCGCCGGUUCCAGCCGGACAGGUACCAGGUUUGGAAGCAGGGCAAGGACGUGUGCACUAUCGAUCACUCGCUGCCCACCCCAGGGUCAACACCCGAGCUCCUGAGCUGGAUCCACCGGAGGAAGAGAGCAGGGGCCUCAUCUAAAAGCAGCCUCCAUCACCCCCGAUCUCGAUCUAAAAAGCUGAAAACCGUAGAGGACGAGAGGGCAGCUAGCAAGCCAGCGGUUACGGAAACAGCAGCUGUAAGAGCUGCUCCUCAAGGCUUCAAGGUCAAGAAGGAGCCCGAGAGGACAGGCAAGAAAGUGGAGCUGCAGGAGAUAGGAGAGCUGUCUGCAGAAGAAGUGGAAAGCAUUAGUGAAAACCAGCAGGAUCACAAGUCCCUGGAUGCAAUCCAGUUCUCAGGGGAAAGCCAGAUAGAAGCAAGCAAGAAGAUAUGCAUGGUAAAAGUCAACGCAGAGGAGAAACACGGGACUAGAUAUUCCAGUGAAAGUGGCCAAGAUUGCAUCCCAACAGAAUCCGUCCUCUCUUCCUGUACCGUAAACAAGCAGCAGCCAGAGGUUUCACCUCCGCCAGGAGAGUUGGAAGGGCAGGACGACGCUCUGGUCCUCUCUACUCCCGAAGACACUCGUUCUCCAGCAGCAGACAUUGAGAUGAAAUCCCCUGCACAAGCUGGAUAUCUUAAACCACACAGUCCAGUGUCUUGUGGAGAGCUCAAAACUCUAUCCCCAGAACAACAUCAACACAAUAAAGUAAAUGCUCAAAUGACUGCUUCUUCAGAAGUAGCAGGCAGCAAAGCUCAAUCUCCAACAUCAGACAGGAGGGAUGAGUCCCUCAGUCACAUGAUUUGUGAGCCAGCAGUUAUUCCAUCCCCUCCACUGCUGACGAAAGAGCAUCCACAGGUCCCAGAGCUCAGUAACUCAAAUUCCAAAUCCCAGAUAAUUGGUAGUGAUGUUACAGAUCUAGACACUGUAAUUAAGGGGUCCAUUUCAGCAGAUGCCGAAGGGACUUCAUUAACAACAGCACAUAGCUGUGGGCCAGCAUGUCAUAGCUCUUUAAAUUCAGAUGAUGACAGUGCGUCCGCACCUAUUAUCAGCAAGGCAGAAAAUUCAUGGCCCCCAGUUCUUGAUAAGGAUGGUGUACAUUCAUAUAGUACAGUUUCAAUUAAUGAGGAACAGAAUUCCAGAUAUGCGAUACACAAUGAAAUGCCUUCUUUGACUCCGGAACUGAGUGAUGAGGAACACUCUUUUACUCCCUUGGUCAGCCAAGAGAUGCCAUCUCUGACUCCAGCAGUAUGCGUUGAGGUUAAAUCAAUGAGUAGUGACAUAUGCUUCCAAGAAGAUCCUACAGCUCCUGUCCUCUGCAGAGAAAUCUCCCCUCCUCCCUUGCUGACCAAUGAAAUGAAUUCUUCAGCUGUCGUGCUUUGUAAUGUUUCCCAUUGUCUGGCACCAGAAAAUGCCCUUGAAAGCCAUGUCAGUCUGUGUGGAUCUCAAAUAUCCAAUGCUGACAUGCACACCCUAAAUACUCCAGUAAGUCUUGAUAUGAAUACAGUAUCCAAAGGAAUAAAGGUUGAGGCAGCUUGUCUAUCUCAAACAACUCCAGAGGAGCUACAGGCUUUAACUUCUGUCACUAGUGUUACAUCCCCAAUCUGUGUUAAUGAACAACAGGUCUUCAGUGGUCCAUCUAGCUGCAGAGAAAACACCUUAAAUGUAUCAUCAAAUUCAAAUGCGAGCCCUUUACAUCCGAAACUCAUCAAAGAUUUCCAUCUUUUUGCGACUGCACUCAGUAAAAAAUUGAGCACUCCAGCCGGUGAGGAUGGAGCAAAGCCUUCAGGAGAACCAACUGGUGCUCCUUAUGACGAGAGCACUCUAACUUCAGUUCCUUCUGACAAAUCAGAUUCCCAAACACCACAAACAAACAACGCACAGGAAGAUCCCAUCCCAACAAGUAAAGAAGAUUUGAAAUCCCAUGGCACGUCCGAAUUUUGGGAUGAGGCUAAGCCCCGAGAAACGGGAAUCUGGGGCAGUCUAGGCUCUCAGACCCCAGCGGUUUUGAUAGAGAAGGUGAAUCCAGAAAUUCCAGCAGUUCUGACUGAAUUAAAACCAGGAGAACCGAUAGCUCACUACAGCCUUAACUGUCAAGCCCAAACAUUUUGGCGUGAAGUGGUUCCCCCAGACCUGGCAGAAUCAAGUGAAGGAAAGGCACGAGAGAACCCGCAUGUUUGGGAGGUGUUGGACUCAGACAAGAUGGAACCCUGUGGGAGCGAGUUCAGCCUCCGCAGAGUAGACUCAGAAGCAGCCGAAGCUCUGUCCGUUUGCAGGGAGUUGACUGCACAUAGUCAGGGUUCGGGGGCCUUCAGCCUCUAUGGGGACCCUGCCCUCCAGAGGUCGUCCUCCCAGGAGAAGGAGUUUGACUCCGACCUGAACACCAGCCGAGAGGAGGAAACAAACAGUGUGUCUACAGAGGAAAACAACCUGAGUGACUUUGACAGUGGAGGAGCUGAGCUGGAGCCUGGAGAGAUAUCCACGGUGAUGAUUGAAGUGGGAAGGAGCAAGACCACGAAGAGCUGGCGACUUCCACUGCGGAAGCCUACAGCGAGAGCGGCGCCAAGCGCCGUGAAGCAACAGGCGGGCAGCGACGAAGAAUUACCAGACGUUUCACUCACAGAAGAAGAAGUACAGGAAGUGGAACCGUGGGCCAAACCUCUCAUUCAUCUCUGGCAAAAUAAGAAACCAAAUUUUCUUGCAGAGAAGGAGUACAAUGCCACUGCUGCCAAAACUGAACCAUACUGUGCAAUCUGCUCUCUCUUUAUGCCUUAUUACCAGCCGGAAGACAAGCCUGAAGAAAGCAGAGUUUUUACAGAAUCAAUUUCUGAGACAAAGGAAGUAGCAAAGGGACUGAAGAGCAAGCCCUUAAUUCCAGAGAUCUGCUUUGCGUACAGAGAGGAGAACAGUGAAUCCUGCCCUCCCAGUGCUCUGUUAGAGGACGAUGGGUCCAGUCCCCUGAUCUCUUGUAGGACAUGCAGCGUGCAGGUGCAUGCCAGCUGUUAUGGUGUCCGUGCCCAGGAUGUACACGGUAACUGGUCUUGUGAUCGCUGUGCAAUUGGAGACAUGACAGCUGAAUGCUGUCUCUGCAAUCUGAGGGGUGGAGCGUUGAAGCAAACAACUGACACCAAAUGGGCUCAUGUGAUGUGUGCAGUGGCACUGCCUGAAGUCAAAUUCAGUAAUGAAACUGAGCGUGACCCCAUUGACACCAGCCGAAUACCUUUGCAGAGGUACAAACUGAAGUGUGUCUACUGCCGCAAGAGAAUCAAGAAGGUGUCGGGGGCCUGUAUACAGUGCUCAUGUGGCCGCUGUCCAACGUCCUUCCAUGUGACUUGUGCCCAUGCAGCUGGAGUGACCAUGGAGCCAGAUGAUUGGCCAUAUGUAGUGUUCAUCACAUGCCACAGGCACCAAAACCGCAACUCCGCAGCUAAGAGCAAAUCUUCCAAAAAGGACAUAUCAGUUGGGCAGACAGUCAUUACAAAGCACAAAAACCUGAGAUACUACAGCUCCCGAGUCACAGAGGUCACUUCCCAGACGUUUUAUGAAGUGAUGUUUGAUGAUGGCUCCUUUAGCAAUGAUACGUUUCCUGAAGACAUUGUGAGCAGAGACUGUGUGAGGCUCGGCCCUCCUGAGAUUGGUGAAGCUGUACAGGUCAAAUGGCCAGAUGGGCUGUUUUAUGGAGCCAAGUAUCUGGGAUCUAAUACGUCUUACAUGUAUCAGGUCGAAUUUGAAGAUGGCUCACAGGUUUUAGCAAAACGGGAAGACGUGUACACUCUUGAUGAGGAACUUCCCAAAAAAGUAAAAGGACGCCUUGUUCACACAUUGGGAAACAUUUCAAAGCAGCUGAAGUUUAAGUGGAGUAUACAAUCGAGGGGACCAGAAGGGGCCCAGAAUGGGUCCACAGCAUCCAGUAUGCGGUUCCAGGAUACCUUCUCUGGACCAGACGUGAUUCAGGGAGAGAGGAAGAGGCAAAGAGUUCCAAACUCCAGGUUUAAGAAUGACUAUGUGGCUGACCUGGGUUGCCGUACCUUCCUAAAGGGCACCUGUGAACAAAAGAGUGGAAAAGGGAAGUAAAUAUGCACCCUAUAAACACAAAGGAAAAGAGUGAAUGCACUUAACCGAGGAGCCAGAGGGGUUUUGCAUAAACACUGGGCUGUGUUUUUCAGGAAGAGGAUAGUGCAGUGCAUCUUGUGUACAUGGAGAGCCCAUGCUUUCAUAUUUGUCAGGGAUGAAAAUAUACAUCUAUAUUUGUGUUUCAUAAUCUUUUUUUACGCAAUAGUGAUAAGAUUGAAACAAAAAGUGUUCUGUUUUUUGAAUAUUUCAAGCAUUUCCAGGAAUUUUCUAAGGUGACUAGCUUUUGACCUUUCUCUAAGGCGCUUGUUUUUUGAAUGUUCAUUUACUACUUGUAAGGUAAUAGAUUUUCUAAUAUAUUGAAAGGAGGUUUGUAGUUCUCUGUCCAGCACGUUUAGCAUUUCUCACUACUGUUUUUCUUUUUGUUUGAGAAAGUAAUGACAUUUGUAAGGAUUUGCUCUGUUGGGCAAAACACAUCACCAGAUUUAUAUAUUAAUAAUCCUCUUUUGUAAUAAUUUAUUUGGUCUUCCUGUUCAUAGGUUUUGUGACUAACAGACAUAUGAUUAAAAUUCUGUUUUUCCUUUUA